Molecule: messenger RNA, 990 nt
Organism: Spodoptera littoralis (African cotton leafworm)
Lineage: Eukaryota; Metazoa; Arthropoda; Insecta; Lepidoptera; Noctuidae
Source: the annotation of a GenBank genome assembly
AUGAGUGGAUACCGAAAUAGAUUAUUAGUAAAACUAUCACAAAGUAAUAAGCAACAUCACAACAACUCAUCAUGUACCACAAUGGCUUCCGAGCUUAACAGUGUGUUUGAUGAUAAGGAAAAUAUUGACUGCAGUGACAACAUGGAACUUGACUGUUCCUCGUUUGUAUUUGAAGCACGCAAUAUUAGCCCAUUAAUACCCCUCAGUGAAUCGCAAUUAAACGAAUGUAUUGCUGAAAAUCUCGGUGACGAUGUCAAUUACGCGGAGUUACUACCUGUACCUGCAUCUAGUUCUGAUAUUGGACCAGCAAUUAAUGAGGACCCGGUUUACUGUUCUACUCCUGAUGCAGAGAGUUCCAAUAUGUCAAGUACUGUACUGCCGACUGAAACGCCAGAAGAAUUUCAUUCUCUACCAACAAAAAGAAGUCGAGACCCUAAAGUUAUAUUGGCAAAUCAAAAAGAGAAGCAUCCCUUGAGACCUCCUUGCCGAAACUGCAAAAAAAACUGUUCUGAUAAAAUCUCGGAAACGGACAGAGUGACCAUUUAUAAUCAGUUCUGGAGUAUGGAUAGGCAGAGACGACGGGAUUUCUUGUCACGACAGGUGCAGAAAAUGCCCACAGCAUGUAAAACUGCUGGCCCCAAUUCAAGGAGACAUAAUACAUUAACAUGGACCCUUAAUGAGUUUAAAAUUUGCAAAACAUUUUUUUUAAAUACCUUAGGAUUCAGUAACGAUGAAGCAGUGCAGGCUGUUUUAAAACAAAACCACUUAACUCAAAACAAGAAUCCAAAAAUUUGUGCUGCUCCUGAUCCUAGAGGUCGUCACACACCUUAUAAUGCUUUUCCUAUUGAAUACGAAAACGAAAUAAAGAAUUUUAUACUGAAAUUUAAUCCUAUGCCAUCACAUUACAAUAUAAAACAUGCGCCCAACCGAAGAUAUCUUCCGCAGAACCAGCUCAAGAUAUUUGCACAAAAUGUAGAAAUCAUGAAUUAA